CGGGCGACGGGCGGCCGCUGUCGCUCCCUCCCCGCUGCUCUCCCGUUCUCCCCGCGGCCCCGGCACGGCCGGCAGGACAUGGUACAAUUAAAUAACACUAUGAGCACCUGUCAGUCAAGAUAAAUGAAGAUAAACAGCUGUGACUACUAAAUUAAAAUCUCUGUAGGAGAGGAAUGGGAAAUGAUGCAGAACAGCAGUGGCAUUGGAAGAAAAGCAUGUUGAGAUGGACCUGAAGUGGAAUCCUGACAGAGUGUCUCAUCCAGGCUCAUCUGAAGACCAGGAAACUGAUGUGAAUUGGCAAGGCAACCCAAAUCCCAGUCUGCUGAUUAAAGAUGAUGGAGAGCUGCUUAUGGAUGAACAUCUUUCCCCCAGGAAACUGAAAAUUUUGGCAGGGGUAGAUGAUCUGCAGCAAGUGAAGGCCCUAGAGAUGCGAGUAGACACCAGAGAGAUCAGCUUGGGGAACUUUGGUGUGCAUCUGCCUAAUCUGAGAGAACUGAAGUUGAACAAUAGCUUGCUUGUAUCUGUGAGGGAUCUUGGAACGUCAUUGUCCCAUCUCCGUGUCCUGUGGAUGGCUCGGUGUGGGCUCUCAGAUUUAGAUGGGAUCUCUUCCUGCAGCUCUCUAAAAGAACUCUACAUUGCUUAUAACAAUAUCUCUGACCUGAGCCAGCUGACCUGGCUGGAUCACCUGGAGGUUUUGGACCUGGAAGGGAACAAUAUUGAGGACAUCAACCAGGUGCAGUACCUGCGACUUUGUUGCAAGCUAAGCCAUCUGACAGUGGAGGGCAACCUUAUUUGCCUGAAGCCAAAUGCAGAAUCUGCAGAGGACCCAGACUACAAUUACAGAGCAGAAGUAAAAAAACUCAUUCCCCACUUGAAGUAUUUGGACGGAAUACCAGCAAGCCAGACUACUCUCCUUCCUUCCAAGAAGAUGCAUGAAGAUUCUCUAAUCAUCAAGGAAUCCAUCAAGGAAGGUGGUUUAGCCAAAGACAUUUCAUCAUUAGAUCCAUAUCUUGGGGAAGUAGCAAAGCAGUCUGGAUGCAGCCCAAAACCCCCAACAACUUCCAGACCUGGAAAUGCACAGUGUUCUGCUAAUGUAGGGAUUUGUAGUGAUGCCAGCCUCUUGGCCGGUGGCUGUCCUCUUCCAGAUCCCACUGUUUUUCCUGAUAAGCUGUUCACAAAAGAUGACUCCAGUGAUUUGACACAUGGACUCCGUCAAGUCAUAUGUGGGAACCCUGCCAAGGCCCUCCAUGUGAGGAGGCAAAAGCUAGGUCCACCUGCUGUGAGCCCUUUGAAACCGUCUGGUCUGAUGACAGAAAACUUUUGUGGCUCUGGAGGAGGAAGAUAUCUGCACCAGGAAAAGGUGUCCUCUGACCUGGGAGUAUGGACGGAGCAGCACAAGGGGUGCCUGCAAACAGGUCAGCAAGAACAAGCCAGCCAAGCACUGAAGGUGAAUAAAGGCGAAGACUGGAGCCUGGCUGACAUCUUAGAAAAUGAGUUGAGGGAGGCCUGUGAUGAGGACCUCAUUGAAAGGAUUUCACUUGACCCUUCUUCCCACUCCUCCUCAGGUUCAUCACAGACUCAGGAGGGUGCAGUGUUCUCCAACACAAAACGUUAUCUAAUUCCAUCCCCUCCAAAAAACCCUUCACCUGCCUCUGCAGUGGAUGUUGCAAGACCCUGGAAAACAAGGAACCACAGGAGUAUAAAAAUACCCAGCCAAGAAGAGGACAGACAAUGUACACAGAAAUGCCAGUCCAAAGCUCAUCAAGAGAAUUCAGCCCAGCCUCAGGACAAGGAGCCCGCUCUCCUGGGCCUGCACAGCACAGUGGCUGCCUCUGGAUCCCAAGGGCAGCGCCAGCCUGUGGGCUGCACCAGCCAGCCAAGGCCCAUUCCAGGAGCAGCAGCUAUUGGGUUACCAAGGAUCAGGCCCAUCAUGGAUGAGAGCCCUUCUAAAGAGAUCAACCACCAGUACCCAGCUGCCUACUCAUCCACAAAAGCCUCACAGAGGUUUAGGCCAAUGAAUUCUGCUUGGCCCCUGACUGCCAGGUCCAUUCUGCAGUCAUUGCCACACAAAUCCACUGCCACAAAAACAUCUCAGAACAGAAGUCCUCAGUCCUAGAAGGUACCCAGUUGCCAGCAUGUGUUGGAGCCAUGUACACAGUGCAGCCAUGAAGGAUCA
Molecule: messenger RNA, 2176 nt
Organism: Pyrgilauda ruficollis (rufous-necked snowfinch)
Lineage: Eukaryota; Metazoa; Chordata; Aves; Passeriformes; Passeridae
Gene: LRRC56
Product: leucine rich repeat containing 56
Exons: 14
Coding region: 224-2116 (630 amino acids)
Molecular function (GO): protein binding
Source: RefSeq, a predicted model, not a curated record